Molecule: messenger RNA, 1808 nt
Organism: Molossus molossus (Pallas's mastiff bat)
Lineage: Eukaryota; Metazoa; Chordata; Mammalia; Chiroptera; Molossidae
Gene: LPAR2
Product: lysophosphatidic acid receptor 2
Exons: 3
Coding region: 108-1163 (351 amino acids)
Biological process (GO): G protein-coupled receptor signaling pathway
Cellular component (GO): membrane
Molecular function (GO): lysophosphatidic acid receptor activity
Source: RefSeq, a predicted model, not a curated record
AGCACACCCAAACUCUCCACUGCUUGCGCGGUCGCUGGGCCACGGGUCUCCGACCAGGCCCUACCCCCCGCGAGGCCGCCCGGUCUGUGGCAUGAAGGACGGCCCAGAUGGUCACCAUGGGCCAGUGCUACAACAACGAGACCAUCGGCUUCUUCUACAACAACAGUGGCAAGGAGCUGAGCUCCCACUGGCGGCCUAAAGAUGUGGUUGUGGUGGCGCUGGGACUGACUGUUAGUGUGCUGGUGUUGCUGACCAACCUGUUGAUCAUCGCAGCCAUUGCCUCCAACCGUCGCUUCCACCAGCCCAUUUACUACCUGCUCGGCAACCUGGCUGCAGCAGACCUCUUUGCCGGAGUGGCCUAUCUCUUCCUCAUGUUUCACACUGGCCCGCGCACAGCCCGGCUCUCGCUCCAGGGCUGGUUCCUGCGGCAGGGUCUGCUGGACACAAGCCUGACAGCAUCAGUGGCCACACUGCUGGCCAUCGCUGUGGAGCGACACCGCAGCGUGAUGGCCGUGCAGCUGCACAGCCGCCUGCCCCACGGCCGUGUCAUCAUGCUCAUUGUGGGAGUGUGGGUAGCCGCACUGGGCCUGGGGCUGCUGCCCGCCCACUCCUGGCACUGCCUCUGUGCCCUGGAAAGCUGUUCACGCAUGGCCCCCCUGCUCAGCCGCUCCUACCUGGCUGUCUGGGCCCUGUCCAGCCUACUCGUCUUCCUGCUCAUGGUGGCUGUCUACACCCGCAUUUUCUUCUAUGUUCGUCGGCGGGUGCAGCGCAUGGCAGAGCAUGUCAGCUGCCACCCCCGCUACCGCGAGACCACACUCAGCCUGGUCAAGACAGUUGUCAUCAUCCUGGGGGCGUUUGUGGUCUGCUGGACACCUGGCCAAGUGGUGCUGCUCCUAGAUGGUCUGGACUGCAAGUCUUGCAACGUCCUGGCUGUGGAGAAGUAUUUCCUACUCUUGGCUGAGGCCAACUCACUGGUCAAUGCUGUGGUAUACUCCUGCCGCGAUGCUGAGAUGCGCCGCACCUUCCGCCGCCUCCUCUGCUGUCUGUGCCUCCGUCGGUCCACCCAUGAGUCUGCCCGCCACACACCCUCCACCCGGACAGGUGCCAGCACUCGCAUCAUGCUUCCUGAGAAUGGCCACCCCUUGAUGGACUCCACCCUUUAGCCAACUUGGACUUCAGUGGGAUUGCAGCAAGUGCCAGAUCACACCACUGACCACUUGUGGAUGUGCCUGGUUCAGCCCAAUCUGAAGGACAGAAUUAAAGGCAGACCCUUGGUCUGGAUGGCACACCACCACUACCAGACCUCCCCAGACACACAACUCUGCCUACUCCAGGGCUUGGGGGUUUGUGAUCAUCCCUAGGUGCCCAGGAGAGUGUCAGAUGGGGUACAGGAAUCUGCCUCUUCAAUCGUCUCGGGUUGUGGGGUUUUUAAUGGACAUUUUUCUGUUUUGCUGCACAUCCCUGCUAAACCCUGUGGAUUGCUUCCUUGUUCAUGGUGGCAUGUGUUAAAGGUUGGAGAGAUGAGGACUCUCUCAGGCCACACUGCCAAAAAUAACAAGGACAGAUCAUGGAUGCACCAUCUGCCCGAGGCUGAUUCUUCAAGGGCACAGAGUUUGUGGCCCCGUGAAGCCUCCGGGGUUUGCCCACCCCCUUAGACUUGAGGGUGUUCAUGAGGAAGGCAUGUUAAGGAGUAAACCUUUCUUUCUCCUCUGAGAUGUCCAAAGAACUUCUGUCAUCAACUCAGUCUGUGACUGUGUCCCAGAAUUGUCCAUCUCAGCUUUAGCCUGUCAGGGAUCCUUCAACAUAGC